CUUUAGUCCCUUUUACUUAGAGAGUGCCUGGCCAACAAAGUACCUAUACCUCCACUAUGAAUGGCAUGAAGCAUUGAGGAGUCAGCCAGGAGAGCCCUGUUCUGUCCUGCACCUGCAGAGUGACUUGGAAGUGCUGAUGAGCUCAGGGCUGUGAGCAGAGGCUGGGCUUUUGUCCCUUUGCAGAUACUUGGUGGGCACACCCAUGUGUGAUAGGUCAGGCAACAGCAAUUUCAGCUUUGGUUGCUGAGACCAAACUGAGCUGGGCUAGGUCAUGAGGAAAGGCUGCCCAGUCACCUGGAGGGGCCUGCUUUGCUAUGUAAAGUGGCAAAAUAGUCCUGCUGUAUCUGAGUUUCCAUGCAAGCCAUUUUGCGUACUAAGGUGUAGGGAUCUUAAGGCACAUCUUACUGGAGAAGCUGCCCCUGUGUGCCAGGAGCAAUUGCUCUUCAUCUUCACGCCUUGUAGGUCAGAGAAGGAGAGCCUGCAAAGCAGCCUGCUGGAGGCACAGCAGCACUUAUGGGAGCUGGAGAUGGCCAGGAGCCGUGUGGAAGCCCAAGUGCACAGGGCCAGGCAGGCCAAGGAGGCGAUACUGGAGGAUGUGAGGGGCCUUCGUCGUGAGCUGCUGGCUGUAAGAGCGCUCAGCCAGCAGCAAUGUGAAGACAUGGCUGAACAGCUCCGCUGGGCACAAGAGCAGUGCUGCAAGGCUCUGAGACUCUGGCACUCUGCCCAGGAAGAGGAAAAAAUGAAUCUCGUGCAAGAACUGGAGAGACAACUGGAAGAGCAGCAUGUGGAGGCACGGAAGCAGCUGGAGGAACGGGCAAACUUCCUGGCAGAGGUGCUGCAGGAAGAGCAGCGUCAGAAGGCUGCUGUCAUCCACAAGGUGUACCAGCUGCAGAGAGAGCUGAAGCAAAGUGAGCAGCUGAGGCAGAGGCUGAAUGAGCAGUGGCAGAACGGGCAGAUCAUGCUGCAGGCUGAGCUGCAGGAAGCUGAGAGGAAGAUGAGGGCAAUGGAGAAGAGGCACCAAGAGGAAAUGGAAAGGAUGCACAAGGUCCUGCUGCAGUGCAGGCUGGCUGAAGAAAAGCAGGUGGACGCAGGAUCUGCCAUCGAAGCUGCUGGUGCAGCAGCAUCCUGCCAAGAAGCCUCCUCUCCACAGCCUGAAAACCAGAGCAUGAGCAGCUCGGCCCACUCAAGCCAGGAGAGAGAGAAGCAGUUCCUGAAGCUGCUGAGUACGUCCUGGGGAUUUCUUGUGUGACCGAGCAGUGUUUUAUAGUGUGUGAGCCUCAGCAUGGGCUGGAGCACAUGUUCCUCCUGCCUUUGGUGUCAGACAGAUAUUGUGGAUCUCUACAGAAGACAGUGUUGUGCUUGGGGGCAGCCAGGCAGCACUUUGAGGCAUUCCUUUUGCCUUUGAGGGCAGCUGGGAGUGGGGGGGCUUUGCCUGAGCUUCCCUGUGCAGUGAAGA
Passer domesticus (house sparrow) is the source of this 1456-nucleotide messenger RNA. RefSeq lists its product as uncharacterized. The record is from RefSeq and is a predicted model, not a curated record. The coding region runs from base 272 to 1249 and encodes 325 amino acids. Lineage: Eukaryota; Metazoa; Chordata; Aves; Passeriformes; Passeridae. The transcript is spliced from 6 exons.